AAGGUCUCCAACAUCACAUCCUUGUAGAGAUUUUUCUGGGAAGGAUUCAGCAAAUUCCACUCUUCUUGAGUGAAGUUGAUGUGCACAUACAUCAUCAUAGGUCACUGCCAUGUUGUGCUUCUCCAUUUUGCCAAAGUCCUCAGCUCAUCAUCUCUCUGCAACAGCAACUGCACCUGAGAACAGGAAUCCACUGGCGGCAGCUCCUCUGCAAAGCCAAGACUCUGGACACACUUCUUAAUCUCUCUUUAUAUCAGGGUCUUCCUUUGUAGAAUGAGAAGUACCAGCUGCCUCCAGAAUUGCUAUGAUGUUCACAGAGUUGUAUGGAAAGCACCUUGUAGAGUGGGAAGCCAGGUAAAUGCAAAGCAAAUGUAGCUAUUGUUACUGUAAUGAACAAGACAAAGUUCCUGCUCUCCAGGAGUUAGCAGAAAAAUCUAGGACAAAAAAGAUGCAAAAUAACUGCAGAAGAGCAAUCAGUGGUGGCUUAUGCUAGGCCCUAGGGAGAGAGUGCUCUGGGAAUAGUUGGUAGUAAAUUAGGUACCUCUUGUGAGGAGCAAUAAUUAGCAGGAAAGAGGCAUUUGAGUGGAAGGGUGAGCUAAGACAAGCUUAACUAUGUACCUUUGACUGACCUGGUACUCACACUGUAGCAGAUUGGCCCGAGACUUAGGGCAGUCCUCCUGCUUCAGCUUCUGAAUGUCGGAAUUACAGAUUUUCCUCCUCCUAUUCUGGUGGGUCUGAAGAUGACAACAGCAACACGACAAGAAGUCCUUGGCCUCUACCGAAGCAUUUUUAGGCUUGCACGGAAAUGGCAGGCAGCAUCAGGGCAGAUGGAAGACACCAUCAAAGAAAAACAGUACAUACUAAAUGAAGCCAGAACACUGUUCCAGAAAAACAAAAAUCUCAUGGACCCGGACCUGAUUAAGCAGUGUAUAGAUGAGUGCACAGCCAGGAUUGAGAUUGGACUGCAUUACCAGAUUCCGUAUCCAAGGCCAAUUCAUCUGCCUCCAAUGGGUCUCACCCCACUACGAGGCCGGAGACUACAAACCCAAGAGAAACUGAGAAAACUUUCCAAACCAGUGUAUCUGCAGUCUCACGACGAAAUUUCCUAAUGGAAAGGACAAUUGGCUUUUGAGAAUGGUGAGGGGACUUGGUUUUGAAUGUAAAUCAGGCAACAUGCCCUUCUUGAUUGGAAGCAAAACCAACACUUCCUUUAGACCUCCAGAGUUGGUCCUCACCUAUGACAUGUGAGCAUCCCUAGGAUUUUUGGUGCCCUUGCUGUUGCCUAAGCCAAUGACAUUGCAUCUAGAGGUCAUGGACCUUAAGUCUUCACCAAAGUCAUCCUUGGGAGCAAGUCUAAGGCUUGUGGAGGAAGGCUGAAGGCAGUUGCUGGGACCGCCAUUCAACACACAUCAACUGAUCAAAGGGGGUCAACUGGUUGCUGCAGAUUCACAUGGCUACCAAACUCUGUUGCUCCCAAAAUACUUAGUAGAGGUUUAUCCACAAGUUAUUCGUAUGCUUAAAAGUGAUUUCUGUAUAGGCAUCUUGUGGUCACCUGACUCUUGUAAUUUCCAUAUAUACCCCAUUAGAAAGGGCAGCUUUGGAUUGAUCAUACUUUGUUUUGUUUUGGGUUUUUUUUUAAUAGGGGGGGUGUUUGAGACAGGGUUUUUCUAUGUAACACUUGCUGGGAUAGAAUUCUCUAUGUAGACCAGACUGGUGUUGAACUUGUGUUGUUCCUCCUGCUUUAGCUUCUCGAGUGCUGGAAUUACAUGAUCAUGUGGUUUUUUUUUUAAUGGAAAUAUGGUAUGGCACCCUUCUCCCUGUUGAUAAUUGGAACUACCUGCCUUAGUUCUGUUUACCCUGUCUUAAGUGUGAUUACUUAAAAUGCACUUAGGAUCUAAAAGCUUCGUUGACAUCCUGCAUUUCUUCUAGUCUACUUUAACCUAAUUUAAAAGCACAAGGUCCAGCUGACUUCCAAGUUAUAUCCAGACAGAAAUAGGACAGAGAGCAUGUGUGGAGUCGGGUGGGAGUUCACAGAACACUGUUUGCACACCAGCAGAGAGUGGACCUCACUAAUAAAGAUAAAUGUCUACUUA
This is a messenger RNA of Microtus ochrogaster (prairie vole), 2090 nucleotides long. RefSeq names its product LYR motif containing 1 (gene Lyrm1). NCBI's taxonomy places the organism in Eukaryota, Metazoa, Chordata, Mammalia, Rodentia, Cricetidae. The record is from RefSeq and is a predicted model, not a curated record. Gene Ontology annotation, cellular component: mitochondrion.